Molecule: messenger RNA, 3710 nt
Organism: Vanessa atalanta (red admiral)
Lineage: Eukaryota; Metazoa; Arthropoda; Insecta; Lepidoptera; Nymphalidae
Product: nucleolar complex protein 4 homolog A
Exons: 10
Coding region: 31-1584 (517 amino acids)
Biological process (GO): ribosome biogenesis
Cellular component (GO): nucleolus; Noc4p-Nop14p complex; small-subunit processome
Source: RefSeq, a predicted model, not a curated record
CCUGUGCUUAAAGUCUUUUUGAAUACAAAAAUGGCUGCUGUUCAACCAAAUUUAUCGAAAAUGAUUUCAGCACAGCUACGCAAUAAAGCAAAUGAGUUUCUAAACUCACGAAAACAUGCUAAUAAUCUCGCUGAUAUCCUACAAAUGUUUGAGGCUGAAACCGAGAAUUAUACACCGCUGCUGCUUACCAUAGAAGUCAUAUUCACGGAGUUAUUAAAAAGGGGCGAUUUAAUCCAACACAUCGUCCCGUUGAAACCAAUAGACCACAGCCCAGAAGCAGAAUACACAAGAUGGUUGUGCGAAUGUUACGAAGCAGCCAUUGUUCGUGCACUAGAAUGUAUGAGGCGUGGCAAGACAAGCUCACGCCUCCAAGCUCUCGUGACAGCUUGCAAACUCCUGCAGGCUGAAGGGAAGCAUCCUUUAGAACAUACUACUGGGUACUUCUUCCCUUCUGUUAGACUUAAGAAUAUUUUCUUGGUGCUACUUGACUCUGAAACUUCAAUGUCUGCACCAAUAACACGUUUUCAAGAAUUCACAGAAUAUAGAGACAUGCAACAGCAUGGUCUGAAAGUACUCGCUGCACUCGCAUUUCGGAAAUCUCCAUCACCUAUUUACAUGCAAAACUUUUUGGAACUUUUAGACAAACUUUUAGCAGCAAAGAUCCCAUUGGAUAAUAAAGGGAAGGGCAAAGAUAGAGACAAUGAGGAGAAUGAGAUGAAAGUGCUGUGUGCUUCUGAAGGCAAGCCUAACUUCCCAUACAAUCCCGCUGUAUGUCGUCGAUUUGCCAAUCGUUGCUGGAGCUUCGCAUGUCAGUGGCCGCUGUGCGAGGAGCCCCGCACCCAUCGCCGCGCCCUCUUGCUGCUUGUGGAACGUUUGAUGCCACUUCUAAACAGACCUCAUCUAGCCACAGAUAUGCUGUGCGACAGUCUCGAUGCGGGUGGACCAAUCAGCAUGCUCGCACUACAAGGCGUACUAGAGCUUGUGAGACACCACAACAUUGACUACCCUGACAUGUAUGAUCGUCUCUAUGCCAUGUUUGAGCCAGAAAUGUUUGCCACUCGGUACAAGAAGCGGCUCAUGCACCUUACAGACAUCUUCCUCAGUUCCACACAUUUACCUGAAAGCCUGGUGGCAGCUUUUGCUAAACGUAUGUCUAGAUUGGCUUUGGUGGGUUCCCCGGAGGACUCCAAAGGCUUAUUACAAUUGGUAGCCAAUCUGUUGUUGCGACACCCUGCACUCAAGCGCAUGAUCUGCUGUGAAGACACCCCAGCUAUCAUGUCCAACGACCCGUACGUGAUGGAGGAGUCGAGCGCGGCGCGGGCGCGCGCGCUGGGCUCGUCGCUGUGGGAGGUGCGCGCGCUGCGCGGCCACUGGGAGCCCGCCGUCGCCGCCGCCGCCGCGCGCGUGCUGGCCGCCGCCGAGCGCGACCCGCCGCUCAGCCUGGCGCUCGAGGAGGACUCGGCGUUAUUUGAUGCUGAAUUGAAGAAGAGGUUCAAGACGAUCGAAGUAAACUUCAUCAGACCACAAACAAUGGCGCUGCCCUCUGGUGAGCGACUUUUACAGUACUGGGAACUCACUGCUUGAGAUCCACUCUAAAAAACAAUUAAAUACCAAAUACAUCCUAAGGUCUAAUAAUGAUACGGAGUUUUGUUCUCCAUUCAAAUUUAGAUUGUUUUUUAUUUUAUUUCAGCACUUAUAUUAUAAUUUUCAUUGAAAAGUAUUAUUAAGCUGAGACAAUAUAAAAAACAGAAAUAUCAGAAUUGUUUACCUAUUUAAACAGAAACUUAGGAUUUAAAUUAUGAACAUUCUAGAAUGUUCUUAAAAGACAUCAAAAUUAAAUGUUCGACAUGGAUUGAUCAUUUAAUUUUGAAGUUGGUAUCAUGGAAGAAAUGACCAAAAAAACAUUCUGUCAGAUAAUAUAGGAAUUGAGGUAUUUUAACACUGAAAAUAAUAAAUAGUUUGAAUAAUAAAUGUAAAUAAAAUGACCUUGCUGCCAGUCAGUUUCAUCACGGUUCUUGUCAGAGUACAUAUGUUUUGGUGUUGUGCUUCCCAUAUCUAUCUUUUUUUUACAAAAUACUUUACAAGGCAACUCUGUGUAGUGCACAGAAUUAAAUUUGAUAAAUAAUUUUAUACCAAAACAAUGUUGCUAUAAGAUCGAAGUUGUCUUCUUAUCUAUCCGAUUUGAUUUUUAUAUUUAAAAUAUAAAUUAUUCACGUUUAUUAAUUAGAAAGAAAAUUGAGGACCUAAGGGUCGAAAACAAUCCCAGUAAUAUUAGCUUAUAAUUUAUAUCUGACAUUAUUAAUUAGAUAUAAGUAUUGACAUACAUUUUGCACUUAAUGUUAAAGUAUAUUUAAUUAGGGAGUUGUCAUUUUCUUUAACUAUGCAAAUGUGUGUAUGUAAUGACUGCAAGCGUUUGCGCAACACUGGUCAAGUCCCGAAUAAAAAGAUAAAUCGAAAUACCAAUCCAAUAGUGAGCUUUGUUGUUAUUUAGUUGGAAUUUGUAUACUCUAUAAAUUGGUCAAUGUCGGACCAUUUGUGAUGUUUAUUUAUUUUUUAUAUUAAGUUAAUUUAAGUUUUGUAAAACUAUACUAAUGUCUGUUGUAAGCGACAUUAAAUUUAUAAUUCCUUUAAAAAAAUCUUUUCCUAUGAUUUUUUUAAAUUGUUAUUACUUUAUCAUUUUAUAAAAAAAAUUAAAUAUCGAUAAUAAAUUAAAAUCAAACAUCGUUUGCUUAUUGUUGCGCUGAACGCUCGUAAGUUGGAAAACCGUAAUUGUUGAAAUGCAUUUAGACGCUCAUAAAUGAUCAUGUCUGAGACAGUCAUAUCAAAACCAUCAAAGAAGUUGAUGAAUGGUAACUAUUUAUUUUUUUAUACAUUUGGAAGCAAACAUUCUGCUGCUUAUACAAAGUUCCUUAAACAUCUGACGUCUAAAUGCAUUAUCACUUGUGUUGUAGAUGUCUUAACAUCAUUGAAUGGAACAAUUAAUAUGAUUAGUCUUCCUUUUUCUUCUUUUAUUAACCCUUUACUUCAUUCCAAUUUUAUAAUCGUCCCUAACCACCUAGUUAAAGCGCUAUUUAAUACGAAAUUUCUAUUGAGAAAUUUACUAAAUACCUAUAUAAUUAAUUAAAACUGGGUUUUCUGUCGACGGCCAUAUUUAUUAUUAUUGUUGUUAUUUUUUGUCGGAGCCUCGCAGUCUGGGUGCGGUGCAACUCCAUAUGCAAUAACACACCGUACAAAUAAUAUUAUGUGAAAUAACUGAUUAUUUAUUAAGUUUUAUAAAUUCUAUAUCUUGGACCGCAGCGUUUGUAUCACAUGAGGAUGUUUUUGGCGGUUGAACCUUUUCUGUUAAAAUCCAUACGUUUUAUUAUAUAUGGUAGUCAAUAUGUUGCAAUUUCUUCAAGUGCAAGGCAGUCAUUUUUUAAACGAAGUUUAGUAGUUACCGUUCCCUGGCACUGGGCCCCAAACACUGGUAUCGGCGAAGUAAACCAUAUACCUUUAGGAAGGUCAAUUACUUAAGUCCCUGUUAAAAACAAAGCUAUAUAUGUAUCUUUUGUCUUCACAAAUAUCCUAAUGUGAUACAAAUUAAAAAUCAAAGUCCGAAUCUCAGAAGUAGCGUUCUAGUGUGAUGUAACCGCGCCCGCCGUAUGAUGUGAUUAUUUGAAACAAAAAAAUAGUUUUAAGAUAGGUUAAGAUAUUAUUUUAUUAUUCAUUAA